Molecule: messenger RNA, 831 nt
Organism: Malassezia vespertilionis
Lineage: Eukaryota; Fungi; Basidiomycota; Malasseziomycetes; Malasseziales; Malasseziaceae
Exons: 3
Coding region: 1-831 (276 amino acids)
Cellular component (GO): cytosol
Molecular function (GO): mRNA binding
Source: RefSeq, a predicted model, not a curated record
AUGACCAAGAGGAAGCCGAGGUUUCGCGUGGUUGUCGAGCCGCUCAAUUCUUUUGUGACGCCGGAGGACAUUACGCAGCUAUUCCAGCCGCUCGACAUUCGCAGCGUGACCAUGACACAGCGCGAGACGAGGAACAGUGCCACUGUCGCACUGAACAAUGCGCGCGACGUCGAUAUGGCAUGCUUGCGUGAUGCUACCUUCUUUGGUGGGCACAAACUGCGCGUGUAUGCUCCGAGCACCGACCACCCCUACCAACACGCCUCACCUUCGCCGCCAAAGAGCGACGCAGAUAGUGAGCAGGAGGAUGCGCCCGAGCUCAAAAAUCUCUACGUUCUCAAUUUGCCAUUGCAUGUGACCACUGUACAAUUGGAGCAACUAUUUGAAGAGUUCGGCCCGGUACAACACUGUGUCAUCCUUUCCAUGCUCGAUGGCGAGGCGCGCCGUCGUGGUUUUGUUGAUAUGGACACUGCGCAGCAUGCACACCAGGCCCUGUCAUGCUUGCAAGGCAAGGUGUGGUUCGGGUAUCCGCUGGAGAUUUCCUAUGCGCGUGUACAGCGAAGCACAGGACCGUUUGCAGAACAGAACACGUCGCGCACCAUUUUUAUUAAAGGGCUCUUGCCCGCUGCGACGAUCGAUGCCGACGACGUAAAGGUGCUUGUCUCGCCGUACGCGACAGUGGAGCGUGUAGAGUAUCCGCCGAUGCCCUCGGAUACAGCGACGUUCCAGGUCACGGUCACGCUUCGAUCGCCCGAGGAUGCACGCGCAGUGUACACUGCACUGCACAACACCAACCUGCACGGGCAGCAGCUGGAGGUCGUGCCGAGUCUGUAG